Messenger RNA from Aspergillus chevalieri, 5892 nucleotides. It is a transcript of the gene stt4, whose product is annotated as 1-phosphatidylinositol 4-kinase STT4. The transcript is spliced from 11 exons. Bases 1 to 5892 code for a protein of 1963 amino acids. The record is from RefSeq and is a predicted model, not a curated record. Lineage: Eukaryota; Fungi; Ascomycota; Eurotiomycetes; Eurotiales; Aspergillaceae. Gene Ontology annotation, cellular component: plasma membrane; cytoplasm. Gene Ontology annotation, biological process: phosphatidylinositol-mediated signaling; phosphatidylinositol phosphate biosynthetic process. Gene Ontology annotation, molecular function: 1-phosphatidylinositol 4-kinase activity.
AUGGACGAUUUCCCGACAAAUAUUAGGCACUCCGCAUUGGAGAAGCUUGCAAACUUAGCAGUGCAGGAAUCGGCCGCUGAUGAAGACUCCGACAUUACGCGGCUAACAGAACAAUGUCAGCGCCGAAGCAAUGAACAGCCUAAUGGGUUACAGAAUAGGACCCCGACAUCGCGAGUACCUAUGGGUAUCCGUGAACUAGAUGUCCUCUUUUGCCUCUGCAAGGCUUCCUCUUCAGUGAAGGAACUGAAUCACGCCUCCCGAUUAGUUGCGCAACUCUCUCAGUACCUCCCUGAGUCCCACAGCCAGGUCUUUCGUGCCUCGCCUUUCCUGCAGAACGUCAAACCGUCUCCGUGGGAGUCCCUUACUUACAAUCUUGCAACUGCUUUGCUUUCUUUGGGGGCAAAUUAUCCAUCGUUACGUGAUACCGUCUUCUAUGCAGUCAACGAAUACCUAUGCAGCUGUGCGGAAGCUGUCGAUGCUGCGGCUGCCGUCCAAAGCCGUGACUCCGCAACGUAUAACCAUGGCGCUGCGCACGGAUCUGUUAACAUACUAUCUAUUGUUGUUUCGCUGGUUGGCUUUUUGGAGGCCUCGGCAGUUCAUACUUCUUUCUGGACCGCGAGCGAACAACUGCAGAUCGUGGAACAUUUGCGAUUGAUGCUUUCAGAGAGGUUGAUGGUUAAUGUUGAGACUGCUUCUUCUAUUGUUCGCAACGCUAGUGCAACAGACCCUCUUUUUCGAGAAUGGAGAAAGUACUCCCGGCGCUAUGCUGCCCAUGGGCGACCCCUGGGAGCCAUACUCCUGCAAGAAGGACUAAUGCGCUUCGUCAAAUCCUGCGCGUUGUCUCUUAUUGGCCCUCAAGAAUCGUCUGAGGAUGAGCUUCUUGAUGAAUACAUGAACGGUGUAGGCAUCGCUAGGAGUCACGGUGAUGCCGAGAUAUCUCUCAUUGAGUGUGUGACAAAAGUCGCCAGUGAUGAGAUCCAUCUUCUGGAGGACGGUUUUGAUUAUUUACAGCUCGGCUCUCCGUGGCAGCAGCGACUUACAUUCUCCGUGAAAGCUCUUGCACUGACGGCGUUUCUUAACUGUGUUGUCGUGGGCAGAAAUGUCGCGAGUAGCGAUACUCUCCUCUCAUGGCUGGAAGAUACAUUAACAGAUCCUAACCAGAUGUCAUGUGUCGAGCUCGGAACAGCUGCUUUGAGAAGCGUUGCGAUAAUUGCAAGGAUGUCGCCGAACAGUGCAUCUGCUGGAACUCGCUCCCUUUUGAGGUUCAUCGUCCAAGGAGGUGUGCCAACGGGGCCUAUUAUCGCCGUGGCUGCACGGUGUCUCGCCCAGGUCUUGAGUAUCCUUUCUCAGGAUGCCGUCAUCACGACGCUUUAUUCGUUGGGGAAUGUGUUGAGUGCAGGUUCAAACACCGAUAGGUCUUACCAGAACCCAACUGUGGUAGAUGCGCCUGGGCAAACUGCUCCUCUGGUGCCUUUUCCACAGCCUGGAGACCCGAGUGUGAUUUCUUUAUCUGUCAAUGGAGAGGAAGACAAUGUUCCUCAUAGAAAUGUCAUUCAUGCCAUCGUGACAAUUGCCAACAGCUGCAAUGACGAAAAGAUCAGUGCUCUGGCACAAUCAAUGCUUCUGCAAAAGAUGGGGAAAGUAAAUGCUGCGGUAGAUGCUUGCCUUAUUCAGGAAACAGCUGCUUUGGCACCAAGCACUGGACAGGCCGAAUUCCAACUCUUACUCAAAUUUUACGCCCGCGUUUACCGUGAGGGCGUGGCCAGAGGUGGUAGCAAUGUGGCGGAAGCAGUCCAAAGUGCAAUGUCUUACCUCUCCAUCACUCUGAGCAGAAACUCUCCCCUUUACAGAAUAUACCUGAUUCAUUUACUUGAGAGUAUCGUGAACAAGGGCGAUGCUACGGAUUUGGAAAACGAACGACAAAGGGAAUUUAUGUUGACGCCUGGUGACAUUGUCCCCCUUCUCAGACCAUUGGCAUUGCUUGUGUCCUCCAAGCGCAAGGCCGUAGCAGAUUCCUCGGAAUCUGAGGAUUAUGACGAGGAUGUAUCGUCUAUGUUUCGCGACGUCUGGUUCAAUCUUGCAGUCCAUGGGAUAUCAGCCAAUUCAACUGUUGCUCGAGACCACAUGACAGAAUUGCGUCUCCUUGCGAAACAUUCCCCACCCCUGGUUCCUGAAAGUCGCAUGGAGAUGUUGGAAAGCGAUGUGGAGCUCAACACAAUUCUCCGACGUGGAAUGGGCCCUCAGCGCAUUCUGGAACAAAAGAAGAUGUUGAUCACCGAGAUAGCCAACCAUGAACCUGAAAUCAAACGAUUAGAUUAUCCAAGAGUGAUUUUCCUGAAUGCUUCUUUGCUGCUCGAAAGUCUGCGGGCAUCUUCGGGGAACUGUACUAAGUUUCUCAGCUACUUCCGUGACCCGGCGUUGGCUACCAUCGAAAUGGCUAGUUGCAUGAACGCGAUUGCGGAAAACGUUGUCUCUUGCUACCUCACAAUGACACUCUCUGGAAAGCAUGAGGAGUUCUCGGUUCCAUUUUUGUCCAAGCAAUUGGCUGAUUUCUUCGUGGCGUGCUGCCAUCGUAUUGAACGGGUGCAGAAUGUCGCAGUGCUCUCUGCAAAUAAGAUCAUAAGAGAAUGCCCUUCUGCUCUGUGUGAAAAGCAUUCUCUAUUUGCGUUGCUUGAGCUGCUGACCGUCAUGUGGUCUUCUUGCCUCGAAGAAGAUCUUGAUGAAUUUGAAUGGAAAUCGUCUUUUACGUCUCCCAGGGGAAUCGUGAAAGUCGACCUUCCUGAUAACUAUGGCUUCAGAAGAGGGACUCUGGAGAUGUUCCAUGAGCGUGCCAAGGCAUGGGUAGCCACAGUAAUGGACAUAGCGCCGUUAGAUGUCAAGGGAUUGCUUCAGACUUAUCUAUCUGAAUCGGAGGAUGAUGGUGGGUACGGACAUAUUUCGUUGGGCCGUUCUUUCGCACUCGAUAUGGGCUCUUUUAUUCCUCAGAGCGAUCGGCGACUGGGAUCGAUUGAGAACUAUGGGAUCAAUAGAAUCAAUGUCGCUUCCGAAUUCGUUGCCCAAUACAGCUCACGACAGAAAUACCGGUACCCUGUCAUGCCUGCGCUGGAGAGCCCGGGGUUCAAUUUUGCAGGGGAUAAUAACAAACACGCCGCUAUUGACUCGUCAGGACCGGUUGAGAACGUCGAGAGCCUACUUUCCCGCCUAUACGAACAGGCCAACACUGGGAAGAAUGUUUCCUUCAUUGAGGUUCGAGAUGUACUGAGGCAAGCAGCUGCUAUACUUUGCAGCGAAAAGGACGCCAGGCCCUCGAUAGUCCACUAUUUCGUUGCUUUACCGUUCCAAAUAUUCUCAAAAGAAUCGAUGAGCUUGGGUGUCUCUCUUUGGCUUGGGACCAUGAAUGAGAACCCUGAAAUUGAGUCGAGAAUCAUGGUAGAGGUCAUGGAAGGCUGGGAAGAGACGAUACGGCGCAGAAGGGGAUUGUUUAACCCCUCUUUCGAUUAUGUUGAUCCACUUUACGCAAAAAUCGAGCUUCUGCCGACCGAUAAAGAGCUUCUACUCAAAAAGCAACAAAAAGCCCAGAACAUUCUGUCACCUCACUCCCAUGUUCUUCAGUUCUUUGAGAGCCACUUUAGUGCCGUGAGGCUGGGCAAGCCUCAGAGUAGGCGAUUGUUCUGUCGUUUGAUCGGAACAACGACCGUGGGACUCUUGGAGACACACGGCCAUCCAUUGGCUAGAGAGAUUCACUUCCGCAUCACCUUGUUUGGUCUAAAGGUUCUGAAACAUUUCAAUUCGCAGGACCAGGUCGCUUCAUGGAAACUCAAGGAUCAGAUUCUUUCGGCUGCUCUAAGUUGGUUCAAACACCCGCCUAGGUGGUCAUUUGGUGGUAAUCGACUGCAGCUCAAGGCCGAGGACAAAAUACUUGAUGAUGUUGCUUCGGCAUUGAAAAACGUUGCCGGUAUCGCUGGUCAAACUCAUGGACCAUACAAGUCGUUGCACGCGAAACAAGAACUUUUACAGAUGUUCAUUGAAAAUGAACGAUCACGUCUGAAAGUUUGGCUAUACCCUCUAGAGCCGGAACGGAAGCAUUUUAUGGGCCCGGCUUCGGGAGGUAAAAACCUUGCAGAGGAAGCUGCGUCUCUCUUGUGGCUGGCCUGGGAAGAAAACCCGGGAUUGGCUAUUCAGCUUGCUACUCGCCUUUCAUCCGCAAAAUUGAGAAGCGAUAUCCGCUGGCUACUACUCAAUUUCUCAGAGAAGGCUCUUGAUGAAGCAAAUGGCUUAGAAAUAAUGUUUGGCUCAUCCUUACCCCCGGAUGUCUCGUCACAACUCAAGUAUUUGCUGUACUGGGCCCCUGUUAACCCUACGGAAGCUCUCACGUACUUCUUGCCUGCAUAUGGCAACCAUCCGUUCAUUUUACAAUAUGCCAUGAAGGCGUUGGAGAGUCACCCAGUAGACGUCCGUUUCUACUUUGUCCCACAGUUGGUGCAGGCCCUCAGGUACGAUACGCUGGGCUACGUGGAGCGCUACAUCCUCGAGACGGCAAAGCAGUCCCAGCUAUUCGCACAUCAGGUCAUAUGGAAUAUGAAGGCAAAUUCAUACAAAGACGAAGAUGCUCAGGUGCCGGAUCCCCUCAAACCAACCUUGGACAAAUUCAUGGAAGCCUUGAUCUCAAGUUUCUCUGAUGAAGAACGAGAAUUCUAUGAAAGGGAAUUCUCGUUCUUCAAUGAUAUCACCGGUAUAUCAGGGAAACUUCGUCCUUACAUCAAAAAGAGUAAACCCGAAAAGAAGGAAAAGAUCGAGGAAGAACUGCGGAAGAUCAAGGUGGAAGUUGGCGUCUAUCUUCCAAGUAACCCGGAUGGCGCCGUAGUUGGAAUAGACCGCAAAUCCGGUAAACCAUUACAAAGUCACGCAAAGGCCCCAUAUAUGGCGACAUUCAGAAUUCAGAAGACAAGAGUCAGGUAUGACGGGCCGGGCACUCCUGAUGCUUCAGGUGCUCCUGGUUUAAACCAGCAGCAACUGGCUGGGGCUCAGGAUUCCACAUCGGAUUCAAACUUGGAGACCUAUGAUGUCUGGCAGUCAGCCAUCUUCAAGGUCGGUGACGACUGUCGUCAAGACAUGCUGGCUCUACAGAUGAUCGCUGCAUUCCGGAGCAUCUUUUCCAGCGUUGGUUUGGAUGUAUGGGUAUUCCCGUACCGAGUCACUUCCACCGCUCCCGGCUGCGGAGUUAUUGACGUUCUUCCGAAUUCGAUAUCUCGUGACAUGCUUGGUCGCGAAGCGGUGAACGGCCUUUAUGAUUACUUUGUCUCCAAGUAUGGAGGGGAGGAUUCGAUCAGGUUUCAGGAGGCGCGUACGAAUUUUGUCAAGAGUAUGGCUGCGUAUUCCUUGAUAACAUAUCUGCUGCAAUUCAAGGAUCGCCAUAACGGGAACAUCAUGGUCGACGAUGCUGGCCACAUCAUACAUAUCGAUUUCGGAUUCUGCUUCGACAUUGCUCCGGGAGGUGUACGCUUUGAACGCGCACCUUUCAAGCUAACAUCUGAGAUGAUUGCCGUAAUGGGCGGUAUCCCUCAAACACAUGCCAAUGCAGCCGGAACAGGCUCACAUCACAUUACUAAUACGCAGCCAUAUCGGUGGUUCGAGUCUCUUGUGGUGAAGGCCUUCCUCGCUUCGCGUCCGUACUGCACAAAGUUGACCCACAUUGUGUCGUUGAUGCUUGACAGUGGCCUGCCGUGUUUCAAGCCUGAUACGCUAAAGAACUUCCGCGACCGGUUUGUGCUUGAGAAGAGUGAGAGAGAAGCUGCCGAAUUUAUGCGAGAACUCAUUCGCAAAUCGUACAUGAACAUCUCAACUAAGGGAUACGAUCAGUUCCAGCUGUUGACCAACGGCAUCCCAUACUGA